CACCAUUGUGUUGAUAUUCGUUUAAAAUGAAAGCGCUGGCGGUUCUAGUGAUUGCGGGAAUUGCCUUGGCGGCAGCCCUGGAGAGGCCCGUGCCAGUGAAGGACAUGCCCGUCGGCAGGAGUGUGAACGGACGCAUUACCAUGGGCUAUCCGGCAACCGAGGGCAAGGUUCCGUAUAUUGUGAGCCUGAUUUUUAGCAAUGGAAACGGCGGUUCUUGGUUCUGCGGCGGCUCCAUUAUUGGCCACACGUGGGUCCUCACUGCCGCCCACUGCACGCAAGGUGCCAGCUCCGUGACCGUUGCCUAUGGAUCCGUGUGGCGCCAUCAGCCGCAGCUCACGCAUGUGGUGCAACAGGGAGACAUUGUGCAGCACGAGGCAUACAGCACGGCGACCCUCAACAAUGACAUCUCCCUCAUCCGCACACCGCACGUGGACUUCUGGUCGCUGGUCGACAAGGUGGAGCUGCCCCGCUACGAGGAUCGCCACAACAACUACUACGGCUGGUGGGCACUGCUCUCCGGCUGGGGCAAGACCUCCGACGAUGCUGGCGUCUCUGAGUACUUGAACUGCGUCGACAUUCUGAUAGCCGACAAUUCCGUGUGCCAAUCCUACUACGGCUCCACCUUCAUCACGGCCAACCAUGUGUGCAUUGCCACGCCCGAGAAUAAGGGCUCCUGCAGCGGCGACUCUGGCGGUCCCCUGGUCCUGCACUACGACAACCGUCAGGUGGGCAUCGUAUCCUUUGGCUCCUCCGCUGGCUGCCUGUCCAACAGCCCCAAGGGCAUGACUCGCGUCACUGGCUACUUGGAUUGGAUCCGCGACCACACGGGCAUUUCCUACUAAUCAUCAAAGAUUCAUUUUUUGGGCAUUCAACAAAUAAAAGAAAAAUAAAUUAU
Messenger RNA from Drosophila obscura, 895 nucleotides. Its product is annotated as serine protease 1. Gene Ontology annotation, biological process: proteolysis. The transcript has a single exon. Gene Ontology annotation, molecular function: serine-type endopeptidase activity. The record is from RefSeq and is a predicted model, not a curated record. Lineage: Eukaryota; Metazoa; Arthropoda; Insecta; Diptera; Drosophilidae. Bases 27 to 842 code for a protein of 271 amino acids.